UUGAAUGAGCAACGUUCAGUGUGACGCGAACCGCGGCCUCGCCAUCACCGUCUAAGGUAUAUAUAGUCAUCGAUGACUCCGUAGUCUUAUUCGUCUCGUCCGGGACACGCGGCCGAGAUCGGUACAUACUCACAAGUUACAACUCGUCGAGUGUUGAUUUAUAUAUAAAUAUUAUAUUAUAUUUUAUUCUUUUAUCGCGUAAUUGUGAUAGUGUUAUAUUUACCACCGGAGUUUUCGCGCGAGUGAGUGCUAUAUAUAUAUAUAUAUAGGUACAUACUAUAUACAUCGCGUGUAAAUCCGAUUGAAAUGCUUUAGCGGCCGCGAUUGCGAUCUGUCUGAGAUGAUCGUACGAAUGAAAUAUCAGAGAUGACGACCGACAGAAUUCCCAUAUGGCUUUACGACAAGAAACUUUGGAUCAACGACGCGGACCGGCGUACCACUUGCGCCGACGUGGCGACCACGUUGACGGGCCGCGGCAGUGACUACGCAGUGGCCGUCGACGGAGCGCACACAGCCACCAUGGUGGCCGACCCCGGAGUUAGGGUGCUGAAGAUCUGGCAGAGUCUGCGGCCGGACCAAAAGCUGUGCUUGCGAAAAGUGAACGGCAAUAACGGCUACCUGUCGCAACAUCAACACCGUGCCGGCGACGUCGUCGACGGAUUCACCGGCGACUACGACGACGACGCAACGUCCGAGAUGAGCGGUUACCGCGGCGCUCACAGGAAGCGCCGUCGGGAGGUGGUGGUCAAGUACGCCUCGCGGACGGUGCACCCGAAACGGCUGAGCAACACGCAGGCGGCCGAGGAGUUACUGAAACUCAUACUGGAGCAGAGCGAUACGAUCCGGGCGCAGCUGAAAAAGUUGCAGGACCGCGACAAGAAGAUCGAGAAGAUCGAGACGGAAACGCACAGGAACCGGGCGGACGCGUUGGGAUCGAACUACCUGUUGGACGCGUACCUGGGUGGCAGCGGAUGCAGCGGCGGCGGCGACGACAAGGAGGAAAAGGACAGCGGCAUCACCGAAGGCGCCAGCGUGGAGAACGACGACCGCGAUGACGAUCACGACCACGACGACGACGACAACGGCGGUUGCGACGUCAGAGGGAAAGGAGGAGGAGCAGUAGUGGUGGGCGAGAUCGCGGACUCCGGAAGUCCGGCGCCGCCGCCGUCGUCGUCGACUCAAGAAGCAAUCGCCUACCUGGAAAGGAUCGUCAAGAUCAACAAGAAAUUGUACGAAUACGAGGAACGUCUGAUCCGGUUGUACGUUAACGUCGAACGGUGCAGAGACCAGGAGCAACUGCUGGACGAACUGAAACGGGUCGAAAACGAGCUGGCCGACGCCGAACGGAUGUACCGCGAAAACACUCUGCUGAUACGCGACACCGACACCGAACUGCGCGCCAGGCUGGGUUACAUCGAACAGUUGCAGUACGAGGCAGCCAUCGUCGACAGCGAAAACGAGUACCUGAUGGGAUCCAUCGAAAUGCUGCAAGGCCGGCACCAAAGUCCGCAGAACCAGGUGGAAAACCAUCAGGCGACCGGUUGUCGGGUGUUGGACACGUUGGUCUAGACCGGAUGAUUGCUUCCGGCGCUACUGAGCUGUAGGGCGUGCAAACGUUUCUUAUUUUUAUCUUGUUUUGUUUACCUUGUACAUUGAAAAAAGUAUUAUGUUAUUCGAUUACCUUUAUAUUAUGUUAUUAUUACUUUGUAUGUAUAUUUCAAUAAAUAUUAUCGUUGUUAAAAUAUCA
Messenger RNA from Aphis gossypii (cotton aphid), 1747 nucleotides. RefSeq lists its product as uncharacterized. The record is from RefSeq and is a predicted model, not a curated record. The coding region runs from base 367 to 1569 and encodes 400 amino acids. Lineage: Eukaryota; Metazoa; Arthropoda; Insecta; Hemiptera; Aphididae. The transcript is spliced from 2 exons.